This is a messenger RNA of Cooperia oncophora, 591 nucleotides long. The record is from the annotation of a GenBank genome assembly. NCBI's taxonomy places the organism in Eukaryota, Metazoa, Nematoda, Chromadorea, Rhabditida, Trichostrongylidae.
AUGGUUGACGGUGUCGUCGACGGGGUGACUGUCGAUGAAGAGGCGCAGAGGUGGGUAAGGGUAUCAGUGAUGGCUGAUGGUGUCGUCGGAGGGGUGCUGUCGUUGAAGAAUCACACAGGUGGGAACAAUGUUUUCAUUCUAUUCUUCUUCCAAAUAUACAAUGGCUGGAGUGGUUCGUUUAAUGUUGAUCCGGUGUAUUCAAUAUUGUACCCCAUAAUCUUCACAAGCCUUCAACCGAUCAUUGUUGGUGUGGUUGAUCAAGAUGUACCAGCUGGUGAAUUGUUGUCAAAUCCACUACUGUACUCACAAGGCCGCAGAGGAACGAAAUACACAUACCAACUGUUUGCUAUCAAUACCCUCGAUGGAAUCUGGCAGGCAGCCGUUGUAUUCUUCACUUCUUAUUUAGUAAGUUUUUCUUCACACACUAAAUUGAGCACGAACUUUUUUUUACCAAAUGUGUACACGACAUUCACUGAUCAGGAGUGUGAGCUAUGGCAGUUCGGAUUUUUCAUCGCAUCCAGCAUGAUGUUCACCAACACCGUACAUCUUGGUGUGGAAGUGCGAUAUUGGGUAAGUGUAUGCUGCUGUUGA